Molecule: messenger RNA, 1002 nt
Organism: Miscanthus lutarioriparius
Lineage: Eukaryota; Viridiplantae; Streptophyta; Magnoliopsida; Poales; Poaceae
Source: the annotation of a GenBank genome assembly
AUGUCGAAGCUUGUUGCAGCAGCAGUGCUCCCCUUGGUGGUCGCGCUGAUCAUGCUGUGCGCGUGCACGACGCCCGCGCGCGGCGGCGACGACUACACGGCGUUCGUGUACGCCGGGUGCUCGCAGGGGCGCUACGACCCCGGGUCGCAGUACGCCGUGGACGUGAACACCGUGCUGUCGUCCCUCGUGAAUAGCGCAGGGUUCACCUCCUACGCCAACUACACCUCGCCGUCGUCGGCCGUAUCGACGGGCCAGCUGGUGGCCGUGUACCAGUGCCGCUCCGACCUCCCCGCCGCGGUGUGCGGCGUCUGCGUGAAGUCGGCCGUGUCCAAGCUGUCCUCGCUGUGCAACACGGCGGCGGGCGCCGCGGUGCAGCUGCGCGCCUGCUUCGUGCGGUACGGGAACGACUCGUUCCUGGGGAAGCAGGACACGACGGUGCUGUUCAAGAAGUGCGGCGGCGAGAACGCCGGGGACACGGGCGUAGUGGCCAUGCGCGACGCGGCGCUCGGCGCGCUUGUGGCCGCCGCGGCGCCCGCCGACGAGGGCUCGUCGUACCGCGCGGGUGCGGCCGGGUACGUGCAGGCCAUGUCGCAGUGCGUCGGGGACCUCGGCGCCAAGGCCUGCACCGACUGCGUCUCCGCCGCGUCCUCGCAGCUCAAGGCCGGCUGCGGCUACGCCUCCGCCGGGGAGGUGUACCUCGGCAAGUGCUACGCGCGCUUCUGGUCCAAUGCCGCCGCCGGCACCGGCACCGGCGGAGGAGUACCGGUCGUCGGAGGUGGCGCCGGUACCGGCGGCGGCAAUGUCAUCGGUGGCGCCGGCGGUGUGGGAGGAGCAGCAGGCAAUGGAUACGCAUAUGGCGGAUUCGUGCCAAACACGUACGGACAGCACGAUGAAUCUGGGAAAACCCUCGCCAUCAUCAUCGGCCUGGUGGCAGCGGUCGCCAUCGUUAUCGUCUUCCUCUCCUUCCUCCGUAGGGCCGGCGGUGUCGGCGGCAAACGCUAA